AUGGCGGAUUCACCUGGCCUGUCACCAACUAGCCGCUCUGAAACAGAUCAAGUCUUGCUUCAGAAAAAGAACAAUGAGAGCGGAGAAAGGAAGAACUACGAAAGGGAAAGAUCACUUAAUGCUGUUAGCACCGCGGCUCGCACAAAGCUCUCACAGCUGAUCGAUCUGGCCACACAAGCUGAGGAACAAACUGAUUAUAAGAGAGUUGUGGACACUGUUUUUGACUCGGUGAGAAAAUAUAUUUUUGUCUAAAUAUCCUCUGAGGACUAAUUUUACAAUACGCUGCAGCUCCAAAGCUGGAUUUACAUCUAAAAAGGAAAGUUUUGUGUCAGGAUCUUAGUUAGUUGUACGUGAUAAAACUGGAUAAUUAAAUAUCGCAGAGAAAGAAAUCAAAUAUCGUGUUCUUCCGCAUAUUUACCCGCGCGCGUGAUGUUGAUUACAUGUCAUUUUGUUUUUCAGUAAACGAUCAAUCAAGUAACAUAUGUUUUUGCCAAUUUUUUUCUCGCAUUUUUUAGCUUGUUGGUGGAGUUUUUGAUCUCGAAGCCCGGUUUACCAUCAAAGAUUCAUCGGAUUUGAUAAUAUUAUUAGAGCUUUUGGAGCACUGCAAUAUUUCACUUAAGGUAAGAACCCACACUUUAAUUCCCGCUUACGCCCUAGCUCCGCGGUCUCUCCAUAUUUUUCUUUUCUUUUAUCUGAUUCGUGAGUUCUUGGCAAUUUUUCUUUGUGGCUUUUUGUUUAUUUCCAAGGAUACCGCACGGUAGAGAAAAUAUUCUCGUCAGCAGUUAAUGAUCAUAAAAUUUCUUAAUUUCUUUGUUGAAGUGCCAGUUCCUCUUCGUUGCGAAUGAUAAAUUAUGUUUUCUAAUAAAUUAACCUCAUCCUUGAGAUAUCUCUGUAUUGAGAUGUUUUUGUUUAUUUCAUUAGCACCAUUAAUAUUUUUUGUGUUUACAAUACUGUAUAAUUAUUUGAACAUUGAAGUACAGGUUUACGCUUCGGAAAGGAAACAACAUGGCUUUUGAUUUUAAUUUAUGUAUUUGAAAUCUGCUUUGAUUCUAGGUGAGACUGUUUACAUGUGUGUAUGUGGCAGUUUUUGUUUAAUUACAACCUAAAGUGUCAACUUCAUUUUCAAAUAUUUACUAUUGGAAAAGUAGUCUUAGUUUGCUUUGUUACUUAGUGUCUGCUAGAUUUUAGUCUUUUCACAUUUCCCUCAGAAUUUAUACUUUUUGCGGGAAACUAAAAGCUAUUUAGACAUGUACAUGUUGAAUAGAAAAAGAUCGUGGACUUCUCAAGCAAGACAUCCAUAUUUAUGAAUUAAGGACACCUGGAAAAGUAGCCUGAUUCUCCGCCUAUUACUCAAUAGGAUAAGAGACAUUGGGUAUACAAAGCAAACUUAAUAAAUGCACUAUAAAUUCUUAGAUAUCUGAUAUAUAUAUAUUUUAUUUUGUAUAUUUAUUUCAUUCAUUUAUUUUUAUUUUUUUUAAAUUUAGAUGUAUUAACUCAUAAAUAUCAGGAGAAUUGAAGACAUUCUCAGCUAGUUUAUUCUAUUUUUUUCCCCCUUAAAGUAUGUUUCAUACAUUGUUUGUUGCUUUCCUUGUAUUUCCAUUUCAUUUUCUAUUUGUCUUACACAGUAGUUUAAAAAGUCAUCCCUGUUAACCUCACAAGAGAUUUACUACUAACUUUAGUGGAAAGAUUGUACUGGGAAAUCAUUUUUUAAGAAUAUAAUUUGAACAGGAAAUGUUCUUGAACUGCUGCCAAAGCUUAAAUUGAUUUGAAUCUAUGGUUUUAUGUUUAAGAAUACAGCAUUUUUCUAGAAGUUUUGGUGUCUUUCUAUCAUUUAGAUAUUAUGUUGUCUUCUUCCACAGGUUGAAAUUCUUGGAUUGCUUAUUGCAAUUUUAAGAAAAAGCAUUCCUAACUUACAAGCAGCUACUAAAAUUGGACUAAUUGAAAGAGUGCUAUGCCGGCUCUCACAGGAAGGGGAAGUUGUUGUGGCAGGUGAUUACUGAACAAUUAAACACAUUUGCUUAACCCCAGUAAUAUUUGAUGAUAAACCCUAAUGCUUACAAUAAUGGUUCUUUGCCCUUGUUUCAGGUUGAAGAUUUAUGACCACCACUUCAUUUUUCUCACCAUACUAAUGCAUUUUCUACCAAACUGUUAACUAAAAUUCAUAAACAUGACAAAUAUAUUAGCUAUAGGGAUUUAUUUUGAUGUAAAUGUAUAACCAAACUCUUUUUCAACAACAAGGAAAUGUAAGUAAAAGAUUUGGAGAAAUUUCAGAAAAUUGAAUAAUUGUUACCACCAAUUGUAAAAUUUAGGCAUCUGCCUGGUACCAGUGCAGUGUUAGGUAAUGACUGAGGAAGUAAAAGACAGUAACAAGAAAUAAAUAAAAUGAUAACAAUGACAGUAUCAACAGAAAAAAUAGAACAGGAUAAAAUGCUGCCCCCCCUUCUUUUACAAAGGCUGGUGACCACUUACAGUACAGAGGUGACCUUUUAUAGGGGGGGGGGAGGUAAUACUGGUUUUUAUUGUAUACAAAUUCUUGGAUGAGGACUGCAUGUGUAUUUUCAAUCUUUUGAUUUUUAUCAUCACUGUUUUUCUUGUUUUAAGACAAACUGGUGGAGCUUCUUGGAAUCCUGUCCAGUUACAGUAUUACAGUCAAAGAGCUGAAGACUUUGUUUGUCACUUUGAAGGGUGUGAAUGGGAAAUGGGUGAGCUUUAGAUCUUCUUUUGCUAGAAAUUGAAAUGUAACAAACUGCUAGAGAUCAAGAAAAUUUUUUUAAGGUUCCUGUUUUGGACCAUUGCCAGCCUAUGAUUAUCAAAAUAAGAAGUUGAGUUUAACAUAUUUGUUUUUUGGUUAGUUCUUUUUUAUAUUUAUUGGAGGACAAAUGCAUAGAUCAUAUUACUAUAAACAGCUCUGCAAACUUUUUUUUCUCUGUCUUUGAUAAAAUGUCUGAGGUCCAUGUUUCCAUUCAUCUGUUCAGUAAUAGAUCACAGGGUAAGAAUGUCAGUGACACACUAGUAGGUGCGCCUUCUAUACUACUUUUUGGUCCUUACCACAUUUUCACCCUGCCUGUAUGGAUGCAGAGCAACAUAGAAUUUUUUCAUGAAGCAUUUACUAAUAAUUUAAAUUAUGAGAUGUUGAUGAUGUUUUGGGUUAACACAACUACAUGUGCCUGUAUUUUCAGCCCUGUCAUACGGUCAAGCUGUUAACCAUCUUGAAGCUGAUGUUGGAUAAACAUGGUCCUGAUGUUUAUUUCAACUUUUCUGGUCAAGAGGGAGGGGUGAGUGGCCAUGUUUUUUUUUUUUAAUGAAAGAUGUGGAAUUUAAUUUUUUCAAAUAUGGAUUAAGACACCAAUCUAAAUUCUGUUUGUGCUGAGCUCAAACCAUAGUGUAGUGACAGAGAAAAAUUUUUUAAAGUAGAGGUGAGUUUCUCAGUCAUGAUUUAGUGAGAAUUGUUUUAUGCUUACCAUGACAGGCCAUCACUUUGCCACCCAUUUCAAAAUGGCCACUGCAGUCAGGCUUUACAUUUUCAACUUGGCUAUGCCUUGAUACCUCUCACCUGGCUAAUGCGGAGAAGUGCAAGCCUUACUUGUACUGGUAAGUCCAUUUGUGCAAUUUUAUUUUUAUCAUUUAGGUUGAGAAAAAAGAUCAAGGAGGUGGUUUUAAAAGCAAAAUGUGUUUUGAGUCUUAAGAAUUGUCAUUUCAAGCAAAAAUUAGUGAUAGUUACUUAUAAUUGUUUGUGGUUUAACUUUUUUGUUGCAGUUUUCGGACCGGUAAGGGACUGGGUUAUUCUGCACAUUUCUCAGGACCCAUGCUGGUCUUAGAAUGUGCUGUGAAAACUGGAAAAAAAGAAAACAAAGUGCUUCAUCACCUGGUUAAGUUUGAAUUCCAUCCUCAAAAGGUAAAAAUAUCAUGCAACACCAUUUUGUACCUUUCCUUAAGUUGUGCUCGCAGACACUGUUGAGAUUAGCUAACCUAAAUGUAUGUGAACACUUAUUUUCAAUGCAGUCAUGUGUAUUGUACUUUUUUCGUCUCUUUUCCUCUUUCAGUGUCAUUUUAUAUGCUAUAUUUCCUUGGAAAACAUACUCUUUUUUUACAAAGACAUGGCAACAAUAACAAAUUAACCAUGCCACAAACAGUUGCAUCAAAUAAUCUUUUAAUUGAAACUUGACAAUUUUAGUCUGUUUGUGGAUUUUUUUAAUCGCACAGGUACAUAUAAAACAAUCCUAGAAAAUUUAUAAUUAAGCUUACUUUUAGUAUAAUUAAGAAAUUGAUCACUGCUUUCUUUCCAGUGGUAUAUGGUCACUGUUGUACAUGCAUACAACAGAUUUCAUUCCAGUGAGAUCCGAUGUUUUGUGAAUGGUAAAGUAGUUUCCACUGGGGAGACCACUCUGGUACAUGCUAAUGAGGUAAUGAAGCAACAAUCAUUCUUUUUCAACUCAAUUAUUUUUCUGUUUCAAGAGGGCUUGAUAGAAAGUUGUUUAGAAUUGAAAAUUUUGACUUUUGGAGUGGGAGAUACUCAGAGUGAUGGUACUUUUAAUACUAGGUAAAUAUCAUAGAUUAUCUCUCAGUUGGUACCUGCACUAUGAUUGGUCAGUCUAAAGGGGCAUAUUAAACUGUGUGGCCGGUUAAAUUAAAAAAUUUGUUUAAAUAAAAAUCUUCCCCUUCUCUUUGAAACUAGAAAUAUAAUUAAUAUCUUUGCUAACCUCGUUUUCUUGGUCGGUAUUGUGAGGUAUGGUAUCUUGUUUUUACUACUUGCUUUGCGCUUAGGCCAUAAAUCAGAACUUACAAUACUGACCUUGAACUCAGUUAUUUAGAGGUAUUACUGAAUGUGUUAGUUGGCAGCAGCAAAUAGCCCUUUGUAUUGAGGAAAAUGGGAUGAUUGUAGCUCAGAAAAUUUUAUAGGUCUAUCUUCCAAUCCCAGAGACUGUUUUGUAUCUUAAGUUUUGUUCUUUUUUUUUUCGUCAUCUCUACCAUAUUGAACACUACUAAAUUACCCCAAUUUAGUAUCGCUUUUUUGUAUCUCUUUUUUGUGUGUGUUUUCACAUAGAUCAGUGACUUGUUGGAGAAUAUUUUGAUAAUCAUACUUUGUUGUUUCUUCUUUGUUAGCCAUUUGACAAGUGUUACAUUGGUUCUUCACCUAAAGCAGAUGUUCAAAGUGUGUUCUGUGGCCAAAUGGCAGCAGUGUAUGUCUUCUCUGAGGCUCUUAGUGCCCAGACUGUUGGUGCUAUACAUAGAUUAGGGCCUUGGUACAAGGUUAGUUGUGAGUGGCAGUGAUGAUAUUGAUCUGUUGUAGAAAAUGUCCUCUCCCCACCAAUGACAGUUGUUUUGGUUUUGCCUUCUCACUCUGGCCACAUCUUAAUUGAACUUAUGGUAACUGCUUUACUCUUUUUUCCUUUUGAGAUUUCGAGUCUUUCCUUAUCCUACCAUAGAAAUGUCUUGUUACCUUCCUUUGGGGGUUUUGAUACUUGUAUAUGGAGUUUUAUUUGAAGCAUUUUAACUCUUUAACUUCCACAAGUGACCAAGAAAGAAUUUCUCAUUAUAAUAUCAAUACAGUAUCAAGCAGAGAAGUGAUGAGAAUAAAGAAAAAUAUCAAUAAGGGCAUAAUUAGUUGAUCCACCACCAAAUUCACAAGACAAACAUAGUGAGAAUGAUAUGGCAGACGAUAAGGAGAAUGAAUAAUGAUUUGUUGGGAGUGAAAGAGUUAAGUGUUGCCAAGGUGGCUGUACAUAGAAGUUUAAAAAUUACUACUGUGACAGUAACCAUGUUAAAGAAUGGCUAUCUUAACUUUCCCUGGUGGUGAAAUGAUCACAUGCCUUUAGGAAAUGUGAGAGUAUUCCAACUGUUAGGGGUCUACUUUAUGGUACAUGGUAUCAAAGUAAUAAUUAGGGUCAGUGUUUCUUUAGGAACAAAAGGAUUGGAAGUGGUCAUGUAAUACAGUACAGUCAUGUACAAUUAUAGGCUGGUCUGAAUGACCUGGAAUGUGUUCCCAAUUAUUCUAUGUUUAUAAUUUGUUUUAUCCCCUCCAGGGCCAGUUUAAAUUUCCUGCUGAAAUUGAUACGCCGUUAUCAGAGCAGGAUAGAAAGGUAUUUGGUUGUCUUGUAUAAAACAUGUAGUUUGUGUUUUUCAUUUUUACUCAGUAAGUCACUGAUGAGUUCUCGUGAGCUUACCAGUAUCAACCUGAGAUGUAUUUCUGUAAUAAAGCAUACUGAUAACCAUUAUUGUUUUGAUUUUAAACACAAGUGUCUGAUGUUAGAUACAAGUGUCCAAUUUUAAUACCUCAUUUCAGACACUAGAGUCUGAAAACUGGGCUGUGUUCGAGCAUAAAUAAAUAGGUUUAAGUGGAUAAAUUGACCAGCAUCAGUUGGGAAAUUAUUCUGAGGCUUGUUGGUUGCAUACUCUUGAAGGGGUCUCUUAGCUUGUUAUACUCUCCACCCAACCAGCACCACAGUUUCUUUAGAAACUUACCCCUUUAUCCAAGUGUAGGAUAAGCUCUGGCAGUGUCAACCACACAGCUUGUGUGUAAGGGGAUGUCUUUGUCUUAUUUUUUUUAAUGUAAAGUUCAAGUUUCCCAAUUUUCUUUGAUUUCUUUCUACCAGGUUUUGUAUGAAGGCCACUUGUCAGCUGUUAUCAUGUUCAUGUACAGUCCCAAAGCUUGCGAUCAGCAGUUAUGCCUGGAAGCUUCGCCCACUGAAAAUCCAUCCUUUUUCUGUCAUUCACCCCAUGCACUAAUGCUAGAGGUGAGAUUUGACCCAUGCCAGCCCAGCUGGGAUUUUUGUGUUGGAGACAAAAAAAUUCAUUACUUAAUUUAGUAAUAGAUUAGUGAGUGGAUGAAUAAUUGAUUAAAUGAAGUAAUCGAAUUAUGCAGCUUACUAGAUGGCUCUUUGAUCACUCCAAGGACAAAUUCAAAUUUGGAGUGAUGCUUUUUGUUAAAUUAUCAUCAUCUUGGGAUGUGAAUUAUGACAUUUAAGCAGCUUGCUGUUAGCGUUUUGCGUUAGUUUGUACGAUACGAUGACUGGCUGUGCAUUUUACUUGUGUCUGUUUUAACAAUAAAUACCACCAUUUAUCAGAGGUACAAUUUAUCCUGUACUCUGAUUCUUUUCAGGGAGUGCAGUCUGUUGUCACACAUUCUCUUCAGAGUAUCCUUCACUCUUUGGGAGGAAUUCAAGUGAGUUAUUUUCACGCUCUUUUGUUCCUGUCGGGUGAAAGAAAUAAUCCCAGUUUCUUGUAGCCUUUUAGAAGCCUCUUGCAAAGCAAGAGGGCACCUUGAAGCUAAGAACACGUCCCCUCCAUUUCAAAGAUUACGUGUAACUCGAAAAUCAUUGAAGGUUUAGUCACUGGUGUAAAAAGAACACUUCCCAAAGUAGACAGUUUUUCAGUCGUCUUCAUGUAUACAGCCUUCUCUUUGCUUUUUGCCUUCUGUUUGCCGUUUCGUUUGAUUGGUGGCGAUUUGUCGGCUGACCGUCGCUCUCCUGUCGGUAGCUUAUCGGUAAUCGUCAAUCUGCUGUCGGUAGCCUGUCGUAGCCUGUCGGUAGCCUGUCGGUAGCCUGUCGGUAGCCUGUCGGUAGCCUGUCGGUAGCCUGUCGGUAGCCUGUCGGUAGCCUGUCGGUAGCCUGUGAUGAAAAUGACUUAAAUGGGGGAAAAAGUUAGUCCGAGUUAGCGGUAAUCGUUAUUUCUGGUUAUUCUGUUUAAAACACAGUAAAUGAAUGGAACCGUAUCAAAGUUAUCGAGGGAAACGAGUUGCAAAGGUGACUUACCACCAGACUCAAGUUACCGAUGGUUUGAGUUGUUGAGACUCGUCUGCAAAUAACUAUUGCUUGCGAUCAUUCCAAUGAGCAUCAGAGCUUAAAUUGAAGGUUCUUCAUAUUUAUUGAAAGUUCAGUUACUGAUGAGUAUGAUUACUUCCUAUUAGAUGCUGCUCCCACUGUUCUCUCAGCUGGAUUUCCCUCAGGAAGGAAGUGGAGAAGCUAUUGAAACUCCUGAAUUAGCAAUCUGGUGAGAAAUGAUAGUUUUAGAUGUAGCUAACAUGGGGUUAUUGGCAUAUUAAAGAGAGUGUUGGAAGUAGAAAGGCAACCACAGGGUCGGAUCCUUUGCGCACAUGGUAUAUUAUUGAAGCUACAUUGUUAUUAAAUCCAUUUUUAAACGAAUGUCCAUAGUAAUCUGGAAUCGCAUUGGUUUUUCUUUACGUUGCUCUCUGAUUGGUCCAGAAAACUCGCGCCACUAUCUUAACCAAUCAGAUGUAAAACUGUAACUAAUCACGACUUGGUCAUCUGCGUUUUCCCGCGCUUUUGGCAGUUUCACUUGGUUUUAGUUGAGUUCUCAUUGGUUGUUAAGGGCUAUUUGCAUUUCUUUUUUUCAAUCGCCUGUAGUAUCGCUUGGCUGAUGUGGAGACUUUUAAACUGUGCACUUUGCUAUAUAGUAAAUGCGAUAAGUGAAAAGAGAGCAAAAAGGCUAAUUCGUUUUUUGUUUGGUUGUUUGUUUGCACAGUACUGUACUUCUGUCACUUCUGUCUGAUCUUCUGAGGAGGUCUUGCACAAGCCAACAGCAGAUGAUUCAGUGUCAGGGAUUUCUUGUCAUCAGUCACGUUUUAGAAAUGGUAAAAAAAAUCGCUUUGCUUCUCUGUUUCUGUCGUUUUUGUCUAUUUCACAUAUUUUUUCUUCUAUGUUUUGAUUAGCCUCAGUAAGCUCGGUUUUCAGCUAAUUCCGAAAAUGCAAUCAAGGCAAAGGGCCUACGUAGGACCUACGUAAUAUUGGUGGCCUGACCAUUCUCUGUUUCUAAAUUUUCAGUUACCAUUCACCUUUUAUUAUGGCUUACUAAAACUGGGGGAUAAAACUUCCGCUCUCUAUAGUUCAUUGUCUCCUUUGCAGCCGUUUUUUGGAUGGUAGUGCAACUUUGAGAGCGUAGUGCGAAUCAAAGGAAAACUUCUGUGAAGGAGACGGUUUAGUUCCUUGCUUUUAAAGAAAUAUAUUUUGUGUGUUUUUUUUUUCUGUCUCUCCCACAAGGCUGUUAACACUCACCUGACAGAGGAUGCACUGGAUAUUCUUCUUUCCCUUGCAAGGUUUGCAUUGUAGAGAUGUCUCCAAUUUAGUGCCGAGAGAAACCCGGGAUUGCUUUGAUUCUGGCUCUCUGCGUUUAACGAUUAGCUUUGAAAACAUGUUUAUUAUUUUUUAAAUUUAUUUUUAUUUUUUUCAUUGCAGGCAUCUCUUAAGUUCUUCAGGUUCAGGGGAUCUCCUGGGAAGUCUCUUAGAUCACAUUCUUUUUAACCCAAAUUUGUGGGUGAAAGCGUCUUCGAAGGUAAACAUCCUUUGUACUCUGAUAUCAGCCUAAGGUGGAAUUACUAUACAGAUGCGUAGGCUUUUUCAACGUGAAUACUUUCAACAAAACGCACUGUACAUGUAGACAUAGUCAAAACAUUUUGAUAGAUUCUCUGUGAAAAGACAAGCUUUUCCUUCAUUGUACUCUUCGUGCAGGUCCAGCUUCAAUUGUUCAGUGUGUUUGCCACAGACUUGGCCACAGGAACUGGCUGUGCUGCUCACUUGCGCCACGAUGUUGGGGUCAGCAGACUUAUGUACAUGCUUAAGACGUUUUACUGGCUCCAUGACGCCCCUGAGUUGGACCACGGUAAGGCUGUUGUAUAUGCCUCCCCCAAGCUGCACCGAUCGCAUUACUUACACACUGACCAACUAAUUAAUGAAUUAACAAAAAUAUAAUUAUUUGAUAGUAACAGGGCAAACCUAAAGACGAUAUUUGAAAAGAUUUACAUCAGCAAAAAACGCUUGUCGACGAAACUCGUCGAUGGAAAGGUUUUCUCUCCCCUUACAAAUCUUUUUGUUCAAAUACUGGCGUGAAAGAUUUUGGACAAGGGAGAUUUUCAUGAAACUUAAUGUAAGUUUCUCUUGAACUAGGAAUCUGUUGACUUGGCUUUGAUGAAAAAUCGACUUUAUGAUGACUCAGGUGUCAGCAGCUGAUUUUUAAAAAGCGUUUUCUGCGAUCACAUGUUCGACUUUAUUUUUGUUUGUAUCUUAUUGUAGACAGCCGAAGGCCGUCAAAAGAAGAAAUCCAUUCUCUGAGGGCGUUUUUGCUUCUUUUGGUAAAACAACUAGUUCUAAAGGUAGGUUGUACGUCCAUGGCAGAACUGGAAAGAAUGAAGUGCAUGACAGUUUUCAUCUUGUUGUUUGAAGUUCUUUUAUAACCCUUUGUUUCAUAUUUUUGUGUUUGUAGGACAAGGGAAUCACUGAGGAAGAGUUUAAAAGUAUACUUUCCUACCUAAUGAUUACUUAUGAGGUAUGAUUUUUUUGUUAGUAAAAUCAUGUUUGCGCAAGCAUUAGAUUAAAAAAAAAUGAGAGGAAAAGUGAUGCAAAGCUUUCCUUUGGCUAUCUCUAAGGCUCUUAUGUUUCUAUUUUUUUUCGUGUGUGUACAACAGGAGGAGAAUCUAUUGGACGUGCUUCAACUGGUCCUAUCCAUCAUGACAGAGCAGCCAGAUACUUGUAUCCCUGUUUUUGACAAAGUUGAUGGGCUGAGGUGAGCUUUCCAGAGUCCUUGUCAUUUUUUCUCUUAAUGUAAGCGCUAUUGUAAGGUAUUUAGUUGUUAAAUAGGCAUGUCUUUUCAUAGCGUGCUACUCUUAGUAGUAAGUUAGAGUGGUAAGUUUCUAUAGAAAUAGUGGUGCUGCGUCGGUGGGGCUGGAACGACUGAAGUGAUAAUGUAAAUUUUCCACCGUAAAGAGUUUCUAAACCUGAUAUUUCGAGCGUUUACAAUUAGCCCUUCGUCAGAACGAAGGUAAAGUGGGCUUUGGGCCACUUCUGAGCAUAACUUGCGCGCGUUACACGCAAAUUCGCGUUUGAACCUGUUCAAACGCAUAGAUUCGCGGCAUUUUUAAACUUGUGUUUUACCGAAAUUAUUCUGUUAUAAUGAUGUGGAUUUUCAACUUAGUUUCUCUUUUGCAGGGUUCUGUUUCGGUUUCUGGACAUGAAAUCGGAGGCAGUGAGAGUUUAUUCUUUAAAGAUCGUUGGCUGUUUCCUUCAGUUUUGCCCGGCAAAGUGAGUGUUUUAUUUCUCGAUAUGACUACUGCGUUCAGUUUUAAUUUCCCAUAUUUUUAGAACUUCGUCAUUUAAGAUAACAUUGAGAACAAAGAAUAUCUUUGAAUUCUAACCAUGUGAGUUGUCUUUGUGAGCUUUCUAUAGAAGACUUCACGAAUGCUAUCAUGUGGCGCGACACAUACGUUCCUUACUUUCAGUGGCACUUCAGCAACAAUCACCAAGGAGUCACUCGGUUUUCUUAGGUUGUUGAAUAUUCGAGAGUACUCGGAAAUACUCAGGAACAUUUGGGAAUACUUGGAAAUACUCGGAAAUACUCGGGAUCAAAUCGGUAUUAGCUCUAGGUCCGUGGGACUAGUCAUGAUUUCCGCCUUUUUAUGGCUCUUCGGGCGUCGGCUCAGUUCCCGCAGAGUGAUUGAUUAUCAGGUCGUGUGCUAGGAACCCCCCUCAAUUCUUCGUUUCGUUCUGUUUGUUUACAGGAGAAAGCAAGACUUGUUAGAACACUACAGCUUGUUCUCUUUGAUUGGCGAAAAACUCAUGAAACAUUCGCUGACGCUUACCACUUACAAUGUCUUAUUUGAGGUAUGUUAAUCUGCUUAGUUAGCGGUUUUGUGUGCGCUUUAAUAUCAUUGAGCGGCGAAGCCACGAGAGGCUUGGGACAAAAUAAUUGUUUUCAUCGAGCCACUCGUGUUCUGCUUAAGUGUGUGCCAAAUACAGAGCACUGUAAUUCUACUUGGGUGUUUGUCCGAUAUAGGAACUUGGUAAAUCGCAAAUUACUAAAGCAGCUAUAAGUUGAAAGGGAACAAUCACAACCGCCUUACAUAAAUCAAAGAAGAGAAAUUUAACGGUGUCUUUUUGUAUUUAGAUCUUAGUGGGUCGAGUCUCCAAACAAGUAGUCAGCGGUCAUCACCCACAACCUGACAACACAUUUCUUCUACAUAAUACAAGUAAGUUUGUACAAAUUGCGUUUGAGGAGACUGUUUUACUGUACCAUAUUUUCUUGUGAAAACUUAAUUGGAAAUCCAAUCGUAACGGUUUAUCUGCUCCAUUUUCGUCCCAGCAAUGGCGAAUGUUAUUGCCAAGAUGCUUCGCAAGAGCGAAGGUAAACAGUGCAAUGCGGGGGUGAAGCUGACGAGACAGGGAAGCUUUAAAGAAGAUCGAACACCAGAUGAAGAGAAAGUGGAUCUUAAGAGAAAAUUCCUUUCUGAUCUUGUUCUACUUCUUAAUCAUAGCAAAAUUAACAGAAGGUGAGUUCAGAUCACAUGCAACACCCACUGUUAUGAAGAAACUUAAGUUCCAAUUUCUUUUUUGUAACAGCGUUCAGGGGCAAUUCAUUUUCAUGGAAAGAAAUAUGUGAUAAUAAUCAUUAGACACUGGUGAAGUUUUUUUAGAGGUUUACAAGAAUUAGAAUUUCUUUCAUUCUAGAAUUUAAACCGUGAAUGUUAAAUGAAAUCCCACCCUAUCUUUUAUUUUUGCAAUUUUCGUUAAGAAUCUAUCACGUAUUUUCCAAUGGCAAUAUUGCGUGCUGACAUUGGCUGAUUGCGUUGCAAAUUUUGUUUUGAGGCUACUCAAUGUACUCGUUGUUUUCCUCUCAACCCGAAGGCGCUCGACAUUCAAGAUUAGAAACUGCCUGGCCAGACUGGUCAAUUUAUAAACGAGUGAGCAUUUUUCUCCCAGAGUUUUCCUUAAUUUUCUUUACAACUUCCACAAAAAUAUGGCCCCCUUCGCCGUCCUUGUUUGGUUUCGCUUUUGCAACGCGUGCUUUGCAUUACAGGUUUGAAUAUGGGCUGCGAAUGGUACCAAUAACAAUGAUGUUUGUAAAUGAUUUUGUAGCCGGACAGUUCUAAUCAAAUUACAAGUAUCAUGAAGAUUGGAAUGUUGCCGUUAUCAGUGAGAAUUCAUCAUAUUUAGUUACUUGCCUUUUCUUUUUUUCAACAGUCUUAUUCUCCAGCUUUCAUGUUGGCAAGAUUGGCUUUUCUCCUUAGCGCACAUUGAACCCUCAAACCCAGGUAACACCAACAGGUUCAUGUGGCUUGACUAUGAAUAACAUAUUAACAAUAGUGCAGUAUUAACAAUAGUGCCAAAACAAAACCAUAGUUAUCUCAUCGACCAAUCUCAACGAUAGUUCACUUCAUCAUCAGCCAAUGAGAACUCAAAUUGCAACCAAGCACAUCGCUUGAAGCGAGGAAAACGCUUAGUUUUGUAGUUGAUCGGUUUAGAGGAUCGGGCGAGUUUUCCGGACCAAUCGCAGCAAAAAGAAGUAAAACCAAAGCAACCGCGGCUUAGUUUUGACAAAAUUGAAAUUUUCGCUAUUUUCGUGCAAAAUUGUAAGUAGUGUGUAUUGUUGCUGUUCAUGUUUUUUCAAGUCUGUCAAAGAACGUGGACACCUAGUCAAAUUUCUACCAAAAUAUUUCAUGAUGUGAAGUGGAGUCAUUGUUUUCUUAACCAUCAUUUCGUUUAUUCUGCCAUUUUUUUUUAGAUGAAAGUCGCACUACGGACACUGUGUUCUGCCUUUUUCGUAUGCUUCUUCAUCACGCUUUCCAGGAAGAACGAGAGGGCUGGAGGAUCUGGGUCGACACGCUGGCUAUACUGCACGGCAAGGUAUGUUAAAAGUUGUUAUUGCCGUAUGAAUUCCUUGUAUCUUGAAAGAUAUCGAAAAUUGCGCAUCUUUUGGGUUAGGGUUGUUAUUAAACGAUAGUGUCCAAGGUUGUGUGCAUAUCACGAGGGAGAUAACUAGCUCGCUGUGUGGAAGACGGAUCAAGGUGUUUGCGUUUGUGCCUGGGCCGGUCGAGUAAACCGCAAGGGAAACCUGUCUAAAUGCGGAAGGGUAUAAUGGAGUGGUUGGGGUUAAACUGGGACAAACCUGCGUCCUAUCCAAUUCGAAUGAGUGACUACACUCUACUCUUAUGCGACAUGAACUCGAACAGCGUUCGGUAGUUGUGAGCCAUUGCGUUCUUAUCUCCAACUUUACUAACAAACCCUUACACUGUAUAACAUACGAAGAAAAAGCUCGCGAAGUAGUCUUUACUUUUAGGUGAGUACAUAUGAAAAAGAGAAGCAAAAAUCUGGUCUGAAACAAGUGGACGAAGCUACUCCCAAUGCGGUUAGCAGUCCAGAACACGUCAAACAAGGUGCUGAAGUUCUUCCUAAUGCGGACAAGAAAUCUCCGGUUACUAAGUCAGCGGAUAGUGAUGUUGAUAGAAAGAAAUUUUUCCAAUCACUUUUGCAAGGUAAAAAUGGACCUAAAGUAGAACCAACGGUUCCUAUAACAAUUCCAGAGGAGAGUGAAAGUGAACCCAAUUCGCCCGACCGCGAGGAAGCGAAAGUUAGCACCAACGUUUCCACUAAUAAUGUUAAAACUGUGGCUAUGAACGAUGAUAAUCACAGCCCAUGUAAUGAGAACGGUGAUGUGAUAGUUGGACAUUCUGAGGAAAGCCACUCUAACAUCGAAGGCUCCCUCAGUACUACCGGUGUGGGCUCCGAAAUUAGAGGGUCUGCAGUAGCUGAAAAGUCCGAGGACCCAAGGACACAUUUACCUGAUAAAGGGCUUAAUUCAGAUACAAAUGAGAAUGGAGAGAGUCAACAAGACAAAUCUCAUGUCUCGGAAAGUGUCACUGAGGAUGAAAAGGAUGAAGGUGUAAAAGAAAAUUCAUCGAGUGGAUCUUCGACUGGAGGAAAUAUAACGGUUACUGACCAAUCAGAAAAGGGUGACGAGAAGGCAGAGGUAGCACCUCUUAAAAACGAAAACAUUGUCAGUAGCGAGGAGGUGUCUGUUAGUGAAGAAAAUAAUGAUAAGAAAACUGAAAAUCGGACAUUAAACGAUUCCGAGAAAGAGCCCGAAAACUAUGUUAAUUCUAGCGGAGGUCAAGAUUUAUUAAACGUGAAAGAUGAACCAAGAGAUGUUGAUAACAGUUUAACGAUUGCUGUCAAGAGUUCGUACAUAGGGGCGCCGAUCGAAACGAGUGAAAAUACUCAAUCGAACUGCAAAGCUACGGAGGUAGUUGUACGAUCGGAGACCGUCGACCAUUCUAAAGGUGUUAUCAUUAACGAAGGUGAAAGUCCGGCACAAGCGGAAGGAAACAAUGAUGAAAAACGUUCUGUUGAUGAUUCAACCCCUGGCAGCCAACCGAGCUCCCCUACCAGCACUUUGGAGACUGAGGCCGAAUCGAGCCCAAGGUCAACUUCUUCUGCUGGGGCCGUAGGGACUGGUAACCCGGGCUCACCCAAUCAGAAGUCAUCUUACAGAGCAUAUGUGAAUAUUCCAGAAUAUUUAUGGUCUCCUAUUCACCAGAGGUUGCUUGCGGACCUGCUCUUUGCUAUUGAGUCCGACGUGCAAGUCUGGAGAAGGUUGGUUCUAGAACAAAGAAUAGUGAUGAGAAACAUAUAGCCUUUAGCGUAUCGAUAACAAUUACAAGCGGUGUUUUUGUUUAAGGUUAAAACACGGAAAGCUUUCUGCGCGUUACCCAGAAUGAUUUCGUCCUCUUCAGGACUGAGCCGAGCUUUAGACGAUGAGAAUGCGAACACAUGAAUUUCUGUACAUCGAUUGAAUGCAGAAGAAAACAUGGGAGGCUCGUUAUGAAAAGGUUACUCUUACGACAAGAUUUUGUAGCAUGAGGUGAUCUCGAGUGCUAUUACUUACUCCUGGACAGGAGGUAAGUUCAUAGCAGACAUCCAGAAGGAGUGGCAGUACUCAAAAUGGCUUCAUGCCUUAGAAACCUUGUAAGAGUUACCUUGAACAAGACGAAGCUAUUAUCUUUCGCUAUAGUUCGUCGUUCGUUUAGAGUGCGGAGAGUCGUGAUUGCAUCCUCAUUGGAUAUUAAAAUUUCUUGCAUGUUCCGUGGUCCUUACGAAUGAAUAUAUGUCCUUUUUAAUUUGUUCGACGACGGACCUAAAAAUGAACUAUUUUACUGCUGCUGUUUUGCUCACUGCCUUUCGCUUUAUUUUAGCCACAAUCGUAAAACUGUAAUGGACUUCGUUAAUUCGAAAGAAAAUGGAACAUAUCUGUGGAACUUGGCUCACUUUGUAUCAGUGUUGGCGGAUAACGUCAUUUUCUGUUGCGGGGAUCUCCUGCCCCUGCUGUCUUCCGUCACGUCACGUGAUUACGGUCAAGACGUCAUUGAGCCUUGCGGCGGGAUGACCUUGGAAACGAGUUUCUCCUUCUUGAAUCGACUGAUGUCUCUUGUGGAUGUCAUAGUUUUCACCAGUUCCCUCGCGUUCAGCGGGGUGGAGGCCAACAGGAACAUGAGCACGGGUGGAUUUCUAAGGCAAUGUCUUAGGCUAGGUGAGGCAGUCCGUGAAAUGAAUGUACUAGUAGAAAUAGCCUUGUGGAACCCAGUGAAUCACGCGGAUCGUCGUAGUUGUCUCAAAAAUUAUCGUAACCAUAGUAACGAUCGGAAUGGAAAUCAAGCCAAAAGAAAGUGAUUGAUGAUCUCUUUCGCUCGUAAGAUCUUAGCCGUUAUACUCUAUUUUACCCUCCUUUCUUUCGGGCGGAAUCGUGAAUAGUCGUAUAAACAUCAACUGAGCUGAAUUUCUGAUUCUAGCCUGGUUACUUAACUAUAAAGGGCCUUUAUAAGUGACUAAUAUGCUUUUUUGUGCCAUUAUUACUUUACUUUUUCCUGUCUAGUGUUUUGUUGCGCAGCACGUAACCGUCUUGUGUGCCGGCAGCGCAACAGACCCAUCCUUCCGGUGAUUACAAGUGCCAAACUAGGAAAGAAAGCGUUGAAGGAAGCGAGGCAAGCGAUCAAGACGCUUAUCGCUUCUACAAAACCCCCAAGUGAACAGGUAAUGAUUUUAGGGGUAAGCACUUGAUUUCUCGCUCUUUCCUAAGAUACAAACAAUUCAUCAAUCAGAUAUUGCGGAAAAAUCCGGUCUUUGCCAAUGAAAUCGGAUUAGGAAGCAAAACGAUACAAAUAAUUCGUCAAUCAUAAAUAUUGCGAAAGAAUCUGGUGUUUGCCAAAGAAAUCGCACUAGAAAGCAAAACGAACUUGGUAAAAGACCUGGUAUUUGACACAUUAAAAUUUUGUCGAUAGACAGCAGUUUUUUCCCAUUAAAAGCACUUUUUCCCAUUAAAAACGUCAAACUGCAGUGCUGCUCACGUCCCUUCUCUGUGUCUUAAGGAUCUUGUCCAGAACAUACCCGGUCACAUGACCACAGUCACUGACCCGGAGAAGUUGCUUCAGGAGAUGGAUGUGAACCGUUUACGCGCUGUUGUGUACAGAGACUUUGAGGACAGCAAACAGGCUCAAUUCCUGGCCUUGACUGUGGUGUACUUUAUAGCUGUUAUGAUGGUCGCUAAGUACAGGGAUCUUCUUAAGUCUGAAGACUCCGAUGCGCGAGCGAGGUUUCACACGGUGGCCAGUCCAGGUGCGUGUUGAAGUAUUCGUGUACAGGAUACGUGUGUGUUUUGUGCACGAGGAUGCGUAAAUAUGUGUAUGGGCGCAAGUGCGCGCGAAGGCAAAGGUGAGAGUCACUGCGUAUAUAUCAUGAAGUGUAUGUGCGAAUGUACGCGAUCCUUGCGUUUUGUGCGUGUUUCGUCGUGGGUGUUUUUUGUUGUCGCGCGAGUAAGCAAGCGUCUGCGUUACAAAGUGUUUACAGCAAAGAGUCCUUGGUCUUCACCUCGUUGAGGGGUUGAAAAACUGGACUCGUUGGAAUCGUUCUCUUGACCCAGAGGAAGAAACUGUCUUAAAAUAAUAUUUCCUUAGGAGAGAAAAACGUCCGAGGUAAAAAUUAUUUUAAGGGAAACAAUGAUGCCCAAGAAUAGGUAAAGAUUAAAACAUAACAAAUGAUUGAUAACUGUGUAGACGCCCAGAUUUAAUUUCUUCUAAGGAAGCCCCUCACACCGCUUUGUGAAAAUGUAAAUUUAUUUUUUUAGGUCGUACUAUGUCAGAAGGUGAAGUGCAAGGUCUAUCUGAAAAUCGCUCCCGAGCGGCAACCUGGGGAGCUCAGCGGAGCGCUUCGGCAGAUGUGGAAGGAGAUGACGUGUUUUCGUGGGAAGACGCGGAACCCACUAUACCCAGUUUCCUGAAAGGCUCGGUCGACUUCAACCGCUUGAGCCUAUCAGAGAAACUAGAACUGGGGUUCAAGUCAUCUGGGUCUCUUCUCAAGGAGGUCCUGCUUGAUUUCAGCCCGUUUUUGAGCCGGGUCUUGAUCGGAAGUCACGGACAGGAACUGGUGUUGGAGGGCCUUUCAUGUCAAAAGACAGACUCCAUUGUAGAGUUGGUGAUGCUGUUGUGUUCGCAGGAAUGGCAGAACUCUUUGCAGAGGUUAGUGUUGUUUAAUGAACGUUUUCGUGUGUUUGAAAAACUAAUUCGCUGAGCCUAAUGUGGUAGUUAAUCAUUCACGUGUUUUCAUGGGAUGAAUGAGUCGUUAAUACAUAAGCAUACGAACUAGCUCACGCUUCGUGAAUUAUUAUAAAGCCUGCUUUCAGGAAGUUCUAACCUUUGAAACUCUUUAAGUAAUAUUUUCCUUUUUUUAAAUCCUUUGCGUUUCUAGGCACGGAGGAUGGCUUUUAUGGAGCUUGUCAAUGAGGGCAGACUCUUAUCGCAUGCGAUGCGUGAGCGUAUUGUCAUGACAACAAGCGAGGCGUUUGUGAUCGUUAGCAAGCUAGAUGAGAUCUCCCGUCAGAAGCAUUUGCAGUUUGUUGAACUGUGCCGCUUGACUGAAGCUACAUACAACGAGAACGACAAACUUCAAGACCAGCUGUUACUCGCUACCAAAAGGAGAGAUUUCUCAGUCGCCAGGAAUGUCAUCCAGAAGGUUAAUAGAGUUGCUAGUUUUUGCUAUUCUUGUACCUUUGGCAAGCAACCACCUGAACUGUUCAGUGAUAAAGUUGUAGCAUGGCUUAGGAGAGCCUCGGGUGGUCAUAGAGGGAGGCAAAACUGGGGUACUGCUACGGUAAAAAGGGAAUUUCUCGACAUCUGAUUAUAAAAACUUUCAGAACUCAACUUCAAGCAAAAAUAACGGCGUUGCUUGCAAUCUAAAGACGCAUAUGAGAACUUUUUCAGGCUAUGUUUGCAAGGUUAAGUAUUUUUUUUUUAGUGGGUAACUAUCCCUUAAGGUCAAUUAUUUCUCCCAGGUUCUUGACAUAAUAACCAGUGAACAGGGCGCAUGGGCAGUGGAACAGGAGCCUGCAAAUGUACAGUUUUACCGACUGGAUAUGUGGGAAGAUGAUAGUCGUCGGCGCAUGCGCUUUGUUAAGAACGAACAUGGGUCGAGUCAUCCAGAGGCAACAUUGCUGGAAUCAUUAGAAGGUGAGACAUUGAAUGAAUCAUGA
Messenger RNA from Pocillopora meandrina, 19299 nucleotides. Lineage: Eukaryota; Metazoa; Cnidaria; Anthozoa; Scleractinia; Pocilloporidae. The record is from the annotation of a GenBank genome assembly.